AUACUGCCCACACGUUUCACUACCUUUGUCAGUUCGAUCGAUACCUCCAUCAUCUUCCCUCCUGCAUCAGACAGAAGCUUCUUCCAUCUUCCAACCCAGAGCUUUUCAAGAUCUUAGCCGCUCUCGUUCGGUUGUGAUGGCGGCGGCCAUGAGAAAUGCGCUGCUAAAGCACCUGAGACUGGAAGUCGUUGCUCGACGAAGCUCAACCCCUAACCCUAGAGGCCCAUUGGCUCGACUGAUUGGACAGAGCCGUCAUUUCUGCGAGCUAGCCAGAGGCUCCUUCCUUGAUAAAUCCGAAGUCACUGACCGUGUCAUCACCGUCGUCAAGAACUUUCAGAAAGUCGAUCCGGCAAAGGUUACCCCAAAUGCACAUUUCCAAAAUGAUCUUGGUUUAGAUAGUUUAGACACCGUGGAAGUUGUUAUGGCCCUCGAAGAAGAGUUCGGGUUUGAAAUACCAGACAACGAGGCAGACAAGAUCAACACAAUCAGUCUUGCUGUGGACUUUAUUGCCUCACACCCACAGGCAAAAUAAUGCAGAGAGGAAUUGAUUCCCCUUCAUUUUUUUUAUAUAUGUAGCAGUUUGCAUAUCAGUUCAUGGCAACGCUCUAAAUGGACCUAAACUCCAAGGAUGAGUUUGAAUUCAGUUUUUUACUUUGUAUUGAUGAAUUCCAUGAGGGCGGGAUGGCAUUGGGGUCCUUUUGAACUUUUCUGGAACAUUAAUAAUUAUUAUUGUGAAUUUGGAUGUAUG
This is a messenger RNA of Cuscuta epithymum, 748 nucleotides long. NCBI's taxonomy places the organism in Eukaryota, Viridiplantae, Streptophyta, Magnoliopsida, Solanales, Convolvulaceae. The record is from the annotation of a GenBank genome assembly.